This is a messenger RNA of Argiope bruennichi, 867 nucleotides long. RefSeq names its product zinc finger protein 468-like. The coding region runs from base 1 to 867 and encodes 288 amino acids. Gene Ontology annotation, cellular component: nucleus. The transcript has a single exon. Lineage: Eukaryota; Metazoa; Arthropoda; Arachnida; Araneae; Araneidae. The record is from RefSeq and is a predicted model, not a curated record.
AUGUCGCAUACGAACGAGGAAUCCUACCCUUGCAACUUUUGCAACGAAGUCUUUUCUAUGAUUUCCGAAUUCAAAAGACAUUUACGGACGCAUACACAAGAGAAACUGUUUAAAUGCGAGUUUUGCAAGAAAGCGUUUUCCCGGAAUGAGCAUUUAAAAGUACAUUUGCGUCUGCAUACAGGAGAGAAACCAUAUACAUGCGAGUUUUGCGAGAAAGCCUUUACCAGGAAGGGGCAUUUAAAAGUACAUUUGCGUCUGCAUACAGGAGAGAAACCAUAUUCCUGUAACAUUUGUAGCACAGCCUUUAAGUAUAAGAGGCAUUUUAAAAGACAUGUAGAUACGCAUACAGGGGAGGAACCGUAUACAUGUGAAUUUCGUAAGGAAGCCUUUUCGGAUAAGGAGAGUUUCAAAAUACAUUUACAGGCACAUACACAAGAGAAACUGUAUACAUGCGAGUUUUGCAAAAAAGCCUUUUCCCGGAACGGGAGUUUAAAAGAUCAUUUGCGUCUGCAUACAGGAGAGAAACCGUAUACAUGUGAAUUUUGUAGGAAACCCUUUUCGAAUUGGGGUGGUUUCAAAAGACAUUUAAGGACGCAUACGGGAGAGAAACCAUAUGCAUGCGAGUUUUGCGAGAAAACCUUUACCAGGAAAGGGCAUUUAAAAGUACAUUUGCGUCUGCAUACGGGAGAGAAACCGUAUACUUGUGACGUUUGUAAUAAACCCUUUUCAGAUAAGGGGAGUUGCAAAAGACAUUUACGUACGCAUACGGAAGAGAAACCAUGUAUAUGUGAAUUUUGUAACAAACCCUUUUCGGAAAAUUGGAGUUUGAAUAGUCAUUUACGUAUGCAUACUACAGAGAAAACGUAA